AUGGCAGGAGGAACCAGCAUUUGGAUCAGCAAUGAAGCAAAGACCGAUCCAAAGGCCAUAUUUAAUCUCAGGCUUCUUUUCCUUCUUGUAUCUGUUGCAUGGGGUGGAUCAUUCUAUGGGUUCGAUACAGGAAAUAUCGGUGGUAUUCUUACCCUUCCUUCUUUUCAGAAUGCCUUUGGUCUGAACAAGAUGUCUCAAAAUGAUCUGGAUGAUCGUAAGGGUACUAUUGCGUCGAUGCUCGCUGCCGGUGGCUCGGCCGGUGCCUUGCUUGCAGCUCCAACAUCUGAUUACCUCGGCCGCAAGUGGUCUGUCUUCGGUUGGGGCUUUGUUUUCGUUAUAGGAGCAGCGAUGCAGAUGGUCGCCGAUUACGACGUCCUUCUGGGUGGUCGCUUUGUGGCUGGUAUGGGCGUGGGUGCAUCCUCAAUGCUUACUCCUCAGUUCCUGGCCGAGAACUCCCCCCAAUGGGACUGGCCGGGAGUGGAACACGAUGACACGCAGUGGCGCACGGCGAUGGGGAUCCAGAUCAUUCCUGGUGCACUGAUGUGCUUGAUGAUCCCAUUCGUGCCUGAAACACCUCGCUGGCUGAUCAACCAUGGCCGGUCUGAGCAAGGGCUGAAAAACAUUUGCAAAUUGAGGAAGUUGCCCGCGGACCAUGAGUAUAUUCAGACCGAGUUUAGCGAGAUCGAGGCCCAAGUGAGGCACGAACAAGAAUGCUUCGCUGGCCAUAGCUACUGGGUGGUGAUGAAAGAUAUCUUCACCUCGAGAAACAACUUCCAGCGCUUCUUCCUGGCAGUGAUGCUGUUCCUCUUCCACAAAUUCACUGGAACGGAUUCUAUCAACUAUUAUGCCCCCGAAAUCUUCGAUUUAAUCGGAGUUUCUGGUGGUUCAACUACCUUACUCGACACUGGUAUCUAUGGUGUCGUGAAGACUGUGACCACUAUAUUCUACGUCGGGUACCUGGUUGACCGCAUCGGUCGGCGCGUUCCUCUCUUGGUCGGUGCCACAAUGCAAGCGACGUGCAUGCUAUACCUCGCCCUUUAUUUGCGAUUUGCAGACACGAGCGCAACUACCGUGGGCGGAACACCUGCUGGGGGUAUAGUAGGGAUUGUCGCAAUCUAUAUCUACGCCUUCGGAAAUAUUCCUACGAGAAUCCGGUCCUUCUGUAUGGCAUUUUGCUUCUUCAUUAACUGGAUCGUUGAUUACGGCAUUACUCGUGCCACCCCCAACAUGAUCACUGAAAUGGGGUGGGGCGUCUUUCUCUUGUACGCAAUGCUCACGUAUCUCGGCGUGAUCUUCAUAUACUUCUGCCUUCCCGAAAUGAAGGGACGAUCUAUUGAAAGUAUGGAUAAUCUGUUCGAGCGGCCACUUUGGACAAUGUGGCGACAUGCCUACCCAACAGAAGAAGAGAAAGUUCGAUCCGAUGUCUUGGAUAAUAUUGUGACGGGGAAACAGGAUGAUGAUGCUAAGAGAGCUGACGUGGAGCAUCUCGAGACUGCCUGA
Molecule: messenger RNA, 1500 nt
Organism: Penicillium chermesinum
Lineage: Eukaryota; Fungi; Ascomycota; Eurotiomycetes; Eurotiales; Aspergillaceae
Exons: 6
Coding region: 1-1500 (499 amino acids)
Biological process (GO): carbohydrate transport; transmembrane transport
Cellular component (GO): membrane
Molecular function (GO): carbohydrate:proton symporter activity
Source: RefSeq, a predicted model, not a curated record